UGAAAGAUCGCCACAUGGUAUGCACGCAUGACGUUACCAUCUCUGAUUGAUGGUCAAGCAUUCAAGCCAUACUUGCAUCAAUCUUGAAUCAAACCCAGAAACUAUCAAUCAAAAUGCAGGCAACAAUGGAGUUUAAGGACAGUAGUGAAAGUCAUCGGAGGAGGCUUAGGGACAAGAAGGUGAUCGACGUUCUGGCGCCGGACAAGCGGCGGCUGGUGGAGGUGCCGUACACCGCAUCCCUUGCUGACACCAUGAACGCCCUUGUGGCCAACCGAGUGGGGGCAGUGCCGGUGGCGGCCCCGCCGGGCCACUGGAUCGGGGCCGGGGGGUCCAUGAUCUUGGAGUGCGACAAGCAGACGGGCGCCGUCAGGAAGCACUACAUAGGGAUAGUCACCAUGCUUGACAUUCUGGCCCAUAUCCCUAGCGAGGACGGCGGCGGCGGAAUCCUUUCCUAUCUUGACCCGAGGAUGGUGGUCCCGGUUUCUUCCAUCAUCGGGCAUUCUCUGGAAAGCCUUAGCUUGUGGACACUCAACCCUAAUACUAGCGUUGGGGACUGUAUGGAAGUGUUCAGCAAAGGAAUCCACCGGGCGCUGGUGCCUCUGCACAGCCUCAAGGAAAACGUGGCCGGAGUGGAGCUGGCGGAGUCGGCGUCGACCUAUCGGAUGCUCACCCAAAUGGACUUAUUGAGGUUCUUGACGGCGCACGAUUCGGAGCUCAAAGCCGUGAUGUCGAACAGCGUGGCUCAGCUUGGCGGAGUCACCGAUCCCAUAUUCGCCGUCACAAACAGUGCCACAGUCAUCGACACCAUCAAGUGCAUGAAGGAGACUUCUCUCUACGCCGUCCCAAUCGUUGAAGCGUCCGAUGAUUCCGUAGAAGAUCACAGCCAGCUUAUAAAUGGGAAAGGGAGGAAGCUGAUGGGGACAUUUUCGGCGACGGAUUUGAGAGGAUGUCCGAUGGGUCAGUUGGGGGCGUGGUUGCAUGGGAACGUACUGGAGUUCACGGAGAUGCUAAAUGGGAGUUCGGAAACGGGGGAGGGGGCGACGCCAAGGGAGAUGGUGACGUGCCGGGGAGAGUCGGCGGUGGAGGAGGUGGUGGAGAAGGCGUUGAGCAAGCACGUGCACCGCGUGUGGGUAGUGGAAGAGGGAGGCUGGCUGGACGGCGUCGUUUCCCUCACAGACGUGAUUAGGGCAUGCAGGAUCCAUCUUCUUUCAGAAUCCUAGAAUUUAUUAAUUUGUGUGGCUUUGUAUCUUGCCUCGAGGGAUUUCGAUACUUCUUUUGUUGAUAAAAGUCAAGGAAAUGCU
Messenger RNA from Diospyros lotus (date-plum), 1301 nucleotides. Its product is annotated as SNF1-related protein kinase regulatory subunit gamma-like PV42a. The transcript is spliced from 3 exons. NCBI's taxonomy places the organism in Eukaryota, Viridiplantae, Streptophyta, Magnoliopsida, Ericales, Ebenaceae. The record is from RefSeq and is a predicted model, not a curated record. Bases 114 to 1220 code for a protein of 368 amino acids.